GUUAAAUGGGCUUGCCAGGAAUACGCAUGUCGUGCUGUGGACUUUUUGGCACGUCGUACUCGACUGGCUUUUCUCAACGCUAUCGCUGCGCAGGAAGCGUUGCCUCGGAUUGUCGAACUGAUGGCCGCUGAACUUGGUUGGGACAAAAAGAAACAGCAAGAAGAGCUGGAACAUGCCCGAAAAUUCCUUGGUGUUGAGAUGGGCUUUAAUUUGAGCUCUCAGGAUACCGUACCGCUCAAUUUGACUUUAGAAGAGACCGAAGUAUUGCUUCAACGUUUCCGGCAUGCGGAUAGUGGAGGAAAAGGUUACAUUUCCCUGACUGAUUUGGAACGACUGUGUGAUGAAUCUGGUCAACAUCUUACCAAAGAUUCUCUGAAGAAUCUUCUGCGUAGCAUGGAUCUAAAUAAAAAUGGUCAGAUCGAUAUGGCCGAAUUUUUGCACUUCAUGUCCGCGUUGAAAACCGGAAAAAUCGCACACAGUCCGUUAAAACGUGUGUUCAGUGGCACAGCCAUUCCCGUGCAUCGCAGCGGAGGUGGUGUUUAG
Molecule: messenger RNA, 543 nt
Organism: Echinostoma caproni
Lineage: Eukaryota; Metazoa; Platyhelminthes; Trematoda; Plagiorchiida; Echinostomatidae
Source: the annotation of a GenBank genome assembly